Molecule: messenger RNA, 801 nt
Organism: Dermacentor andersoni
Lineage: Eukaryota; Metazoa; Arthropoda; Arachnida; Ixodida; Ixodidae
Product: gamma-secretase subunit Aph-1-like
Biological process (GO): positive regulation of catalytic activity; protein processing
Cellular component (GO): membrane
Source: RefSeq, a predicted model, not a curated record
AUGGCCUUCUUGGAGUGCGUCGGCUGCUCGUUGGUAGCAUUCGGGCCGUCGCUAGCCAUCUUCUGGGUGUUAAUUGUGGGCCAGCCCAGCCGGCUCGUGGUGUUCAUCGUUUCCUCGUUCUUCUGGCUCCUGUCGUUGCUGCUAUCGUCUGUAGCCUGGUUUAUGCUGAAAGAACUUUUCGACGCCCCGUUCGCCGUUAGCCUCGUCACGUCUGAAUUCUUCAGGUAUCUGGCAUUCCGAACACUGCGCAAGGCCGAGGAGGCGCUGAACGUAGUCAAUCUUGUCGGCUCGGACUUGGACGUGGCUCUUGUUCGCUACCACAUCUCGUUCGCCUGCGUCUCCGGCCUUGGCUUUGGAACUACCAGCGCAGCCUCAGCGAUGCUCAACCUCCUCGCGGACGUGGGCGCCGGACCAGGCACGGUGGGAUUCUUCGCCGACCACGAGAGCGUGGACUUGAUCAUCUACUCGGCGACGGCCGCGUGUCUCGCUCUGCUCCACACCUUAUGGAGCGUGAUAGCGUCCAACGCGUUGCUGUUCCGGCGCUACGGCGUUUUGCUGUUCGUGCCAGCCGCCCAUCUCUUCACCGCGGGCGUGACGACCCUAACUCCAAAUGCGCACCGGGACGUCCUGUAUGAGGCCAUGCCUCUUGCGGCGACCGGCGUGGUGCUCUAUAUGAGUGCAGUCACGGCUUUCGUUGUUUCCGGAGGCACACCGAGAAACCUGCUUUCAUGCCUCGGAGGUCUCUUGCGCAACCCCGGCGCAUCAUUCAAUGCUCCAGAAGUCCCUCGGGGGCAACUAUGA